Messenger RNA from Trichomycterus rosablanca, 861 nucleotides. RefSeq lists its product as uncharacterized. Bases 1 to 861 code for a protein of 286 amino acids. Lineage: Eukaryota; Metazoa; Chordata; Actinopteri; Siluriformes; Trichomycteridae. The transcript has 2 exons. The record is from RefSeq and is a predicted model, not a curated record.
AUGAAAAGCUCUCCUGCUGGGUUGGAGAGCGAGAGGCUCGGGGACGCGCCGCUUCAGAUAAAUGAAGCGGCCGCCGCAGUAGAUCUGUCACAAAUCGGCCUCAGUGUCGCCUCGGUUUUCUGUGAAGAAACAUCAACAACAACAUCAACAACCACAACAUCAUCUCAACAUCAUCUCAACAUCAUCUCAACAACAUCUCAACAUCAUCUCAACAUCAUCUCAACAUCAUCUCAACAUCAUCUCAACAUCAUCUCAACCUCAUCAUCUCAACAUCAUCUCAACAUCAUCUCAACAUCAUCUCAACAACAUCUCAACAUCAUCUCAACAUCAUCUCAACAUCAUCUCAACAUCAUCUCAACAUCAUCUCAACCUCAUCAUCUCAACAUCAUCUCAACAUCAUCUCAACAUCAUCUCAACAUCAUCUCAACAUCAUCUCAACAUCAUCUCAACAACAUCUCAACAUCAUCUCAACAUCAUCUCAACAUCAUCUCAACAUCAUCUCAACAUCAUCUCAACCUCAUCAUCUCAACCUCAUCUCAACAUCAUCUCAACAUCAACAUCAUCAUCUCAACAACAUCUCAACAUCAUCUGAACAUCAUCAUCUCAACAUCAUCUCAACAUCAUCAUCUCAACAUCAACAUCAACAUCAUCUCAACAACAUCAUCUCAACAUCAUCUCAACAUCAUCAUCUCAACAACAUCUCAACAUCAUCUCAACAUCAACAACAUCAACAUCAUCUCAACAUCAUCAUCUCAACAUCAUCUCAACAUCAUCAUCUCAACAACAUCUCAACAUCAUCAUCUCAACAUCUCAACAUCAUCUCAACAUCAUCUCAACAUCAUCAUCAUCUCAACAUCUUAA